UGACAACGCAGUGGGCGGGGCCUUACCUCAGAUCGGGGCAGAGAGUCUAGUCUUUGGUGAGACUGAGGGGGAGUGAAGAGAGAAACGGACAGGGAUUGCUCUCCAGAAAACGGGAAUCUGCUUGCAAGGUGAUCUCCGGCUCUGCGGGCGUUCUUCAGUCACCAUGAACGAUUAGGAACUCAGCUCUCCAAGGGAUAUAAUGGCUUGUUUUGUAAUAUCCCUACACCACCACCUGACAUGCGACUCCAGCUGCCUGUAAAGGGCCCGUCAGCUGUUUAUGGGAACCAUCAGUGUAUUUGCACUCUUGAGGAUUUAAGUUUUUUUUCCCCCUCUCUUUAAAAAGGGACAACACUUUUCUAUUUUAGCCCCACUGUCGGGUCAAAGCAGCAGCGCUUUGCAAAAGACUGAGUUGGCAGCAGGAAGCAAGGCAAUGGCGAACAACUCGUACAGUGGGGUGAAGAACUCCCUGAUGGAGGCCAACCAUGAUGGGGAAUUUGGCUGCACACUCAAAGAACUGCGCUCCUUGAUGGAGCUCAGAGGCGCUGAGGCGAUAACCAAAAUCAGUGAAACUUAUGGAGAUACUCAAGGACUCUGCAGCCGUUUAAAAACAUCAGCUAUAGAUGGUCUUAGCGGACAGCCAGCGGACAUUGAGAAGCGAAUAGAUGUGUUUGGACAAAACUUAAUCCCACCCAAAAAACCCAAAACUUUCUUACAAUUAGUGUGGGAGGCGCUACAGGAUGUUACAUUAAUUAUUCUUGAAGUGGCAGCCGUAAUUUCACUAGGCCUUUCUUUUUAUAGACCACCAGAUACCGAAAGACAACAUUGUGGGAAAGCUGCUGGUGGUGGACAUGAUGAAACUGAAGCGGAGGCAGGCUGGAUAGAGGGAGCCGCCAUUCUUCUGUCAGUCAUCUGUGUUGUGUUGGUAACAGCGUUCAAUGACUGGAGUAAAGACAAGCAGUUCAGGGGCCUCCAAAGUCGCAUUGAACAGGAGCAAAAAUUUUCUGUUGUCCGAGGAGGACAAGUUAUUCAAAUUCCUGUGGCUGAGAUUGUUGUGGGCGAUAUUGCACAAGUAAAAUAUGGUGACCUCUUACCUGCUGAUGGAGUUCUUAUACAAGGCAAUGAUCUUAAAAUUGAUGAGAGCUCACUCACAGGGGAGUCGGACCAGGUGAAGAAAAAUCAAGAUAAAGAUCCCAUGCUGUUAUCAGGCACUCAUGUAAUGGAAGGCUCAGGGAAAAUGUUGGUCACUGCUGUCGGUGUGAACUCACAAACUGGGAUUAUCUUCACUUUACUUGGGGCUGGCGAAGAUGACGACGAAGAUGAUGAGGAGAAAAAGGAAAAGGAGGAGAAGAAAAAGCAGAAAAAAAACAAGAAACAAGAUGGAUCAGUGGAAAAUCGAAAAAAAGCAAAAGCACAGGAUGGUGCUGCUAUGGAAAUGCAGCCUCUCAACAGCGAUGAAGGAGCUGAUGCAGAGGAGAAGAAAAAAGCCAGCUUGCCAAAGAAAGAAAAGUCUGUUCUCCAAGGAAAAUUAACCAAGCUAGCUGUGCAAAUAGGAAAGGGAGGGCUGCUUAUGUCAGCCGUUACAGUCAUCAUCCUGGUGGUGCUGUUUGUGGUGGACACAUUCUGGUACCAGGGCCUGCCUUGGGUCCAGGACUGCACACCCAUUUACAUACAGUUUUUUGUGAAAUUCUUUAUCAUUGGUGUGACCGUUCUGGUGGUGGCUGUUCCAGAAGGCCUGCCACUUGCCGUAACUAUCUCCCUAGCAUACUCCGUCAAGAAAAUGAUGUCAGACAACAACCUUGUGAGACAUUUGGACGCUUGCGAGACAAUGGGUAACGCUACAGCCAUUUGCUCGGACAAAACUGGAACUCUCACCAUGAACAGAAUGACCGUGGUCCAGGUCUACAUUGCUGAAAAGCACUUCAGGAAGAUCCCUUUGCCGGAAAACAUCCCCACCUCAGUUCUAGACGCGCUGGUCCUGGGCAUAGCAGUUAAUUCCGCCUACACUACUAAUAUCUUGCCUCCAGAAAAAGAAGGGGGUCUGCCUCGUCAGGUGGGCAACAAAACGGAGUGUGCCUUGCUUGGUUUCUCUAACGACCUGAAGCGGGAUUAUCGGGCCAUCCGCGCUGAAAUCCCCGAAGAGAAAUUCUUCAAGGUCUACACCUUCAACUCGGUGCGGAAAUCCAUGAGCACUGUGCUGAAGAUGGCAGACGGCAGCUUUCGGAUGUUCAGCAAAGGAGCCUCGGAAAUUCUCCUUAAAAAGUGCUAUAAAAUUGUGACAGCGAGUGGUGAGCCGAAGGUCUUCCGCCCGCGGGACAGGGACGACAUGGUAAAGAAAGUCAUCGAGCCGAUGGCUUCGGAAGGUCUCAGGACCAUCUGCCUGGCGUACAGAGACUUUCCCGCCUCCGAAGGUCAACCUGACUGGGACAAUGAAAGUGACAUUCUCACCGGAUUGACCUGCAUCUGCGUGGUUGGCAUUGAGGACCCUGUGAGACCAGAGGUCCCGGACGCGAUCAAGAAAUGCCAGCGCGCUGGCAUCACGGUGCGGAUGGUGACCGGGGACAACAUCAACACGGCGCGCGCCAUCGCCUGUAAGUGUGGGAUCCUACAGCCAGGAGAUGAUUUCCUCUGCCUGGAUGGAAAAGAGUUCAACCGCAGAAUACGCAACGAAAGAGGAGAGAUUGAACAAGAGCGUAUUGACAAAAUCUGGCCCAAACUCAGAGUUCUGGCUCGGUCGUCUCCCACAGAUAAACACACCUUAGUUAAAGGGAUAAUUGACAGCACAAUAGCAGAGCAGAGGCAGGUAGUCGCAGUGACAGGCGACGGUACGAAUGACGGUCCCGCCUUGAAGAAAGCUGAUGUUGGCUUUGCAAUGGGCAUCGCAGGGACAGACGUGGCGAAGGAAGCGUCAGACAUCAUUCUGACCGACGACAACUUUUCCAGCAUUGUUAAAGCCGUCAUGUGGGGACGGAACGUGUACGACAGUAUCUCCAAGUUCCUUCAGUUCCAGCUGACCGUCAACGUCGUGGCCGUCAUCGUAGCGUUUACAGGAGCCUGCAUCACACAGGAUUCUCCCCUGAAAGCAGUGCAGAUGUUGUGGGUGAACCUGAUUAUGGACACAUUCGCGUCGUUGGCUUUGGCCACCGAGCCGCCAACAGAAGCCUUGCUGCUGAGGAAACCGUAUGGCCGCAACAAGCCUCUAAUAUCCCGCACCAUGAUGAAGAAUAUUCUGGGUCACGCCGUGUACCAGCUAACCACCAUCUUUACACUGCUUUUUGUCGGAGAGAAGUUGUUUAACAUCGACAGCGGCAGAAACACCCCUCUCAACGCCCCACCCUCCGAACACUACACUAUAGUUUUCAACACCUUCGUCUUGAUGCAGCUUUUCAACGAAAUCAACGCCCGCAAAAUCCAUGGGGAGCGGAACGUGUUUGAGGGCGUUUUUAACAACCUCAUCUUCUGCACUAUAGUCCUCGGCACAUUUAUCAUUCAGAUACUUAUAGUGCAGAUUGGAGGGAAACCGUUCAGCUGUGUGGCUCUGUCCUUGGAUCAAUGGCUGUGGUGCACAUUCUUCGGCUUUGGCUCCUUGCUCUGGGGACAGCUCAUCUCCUCAAUACCCACUAGUCGCUUAAAAUUCCUAAAAACAGCAGGCCACGGCACCCAGAAGGAUGAAAUCCCUGAAUACGAGCUGGAGGAGUUGGACGAUGUGGAUGAGAUCGACCACGCCGAGCGGGAGCUGCGCCGAGGCCAGAUCCUCUGGUUUCGAGGCCUCAAUCGGAUCCAAACUCAGAUGGAUGUUGUGAGUGCGUUCCAGAGUGGAACUUCCUUUCAGGGGGCUCUAAGGCGGCAGGCCUCCAACUCCAGCCAACAACAGCACGAUAUCCGAGUGGUGAAGGCAUUCCGCAACUCCAUCUCCCUCUAUGAGGGGCUGGAGAAGCCCGAGGCGCGGACGUCAAUCCACAACUUCAUGACCCACCCCGAGUUCCGGAUAGAGGACUCGGAGCCCCACAUCCCCCUCAUCGACGACACAGACGCGGAGGACGAAGCCCCUACCAAGCGCAACUCUGCCAGCCUGCCCAAUGCCUCUCCGCCCUCGUCCUCCCCCUUGCCCGACGACACCAACCCUCCUGCCGCCCCCACUCAAAACCAGAACAAUAACGCCGUUGAAAGCGGCAACCACCUCUUCCCGGAGGUCCCCAAAUCAGGAACCCCGUCAGCCCCAGGGAGCCCGCUACACAGCCUUGAGACCUCCCUUUGAUCUGACCCAGCUCCACACGGCUGCACCCGUUUUCUCACCCCGCCACCAAAAAGCUCCGCUCAAACGGCCGAACACUGGCAGAGGAGAGAACGGAGGUCUGGACAGAGAGUGGAGUCUUGUGUGAGCUUGGCUUGGGCUGAACUGAAAGAACAGCAAACAUUCGUCGGAAUGUACGGCUUGGUGUGGAUUCUUUGAUUUCUCUCUCUUUUUUUUUUUUCUUUAGUUUUUCUCUGUUGGUUCUUGUUAAUACCCUGCUGCAACACCAGGAACUCGGUCUUCGUUCCACCCUCCUUGGUAAUUUUUUUUUUUUAUUCCCCAUCCCCCCUCCCUCUGAGUUGCAAGCGGGGGGGGGAUAAAUAAACUCAGAUUGAAAGUGACCUGUUUUUAUUACUCUAAUAUUAUUGCUGUUAUUUGAAUUGAGAAGGUGAGGUCCUCCUCUGGCCGUGAAGAUCGGGGCUUGUAAGAUUUUGAAAGAACUGUUGACUUCUCUUUUAUCUGAAGGGUGUUGUAUAUUUAUUUCUUUGGCCCUUCUCAUUCAAAACCUAUUUCUGCUUUAUUGGCUGUUAAUAUUGAGUUAUUUAUGUUUUUGGAAAAAAAAAACAGGUCUGUUUACAAAGUUUGUAGAUAGUUAUUUUUUUUUUUCUGUUUGUAGGCAAAAGAGCUUCCUGAUGUAUAAUUCAGAAAACUGGGACAUUAAAAACAUUAAGAGGAUUAUUUCAGAUACUGCUGUAUUUUCAGGAAAAAAAGGGUGUUUCUAUUGAAACUUAACUAUUUUUGCCUGCAAGUUUUGUUAUAUAUUUGUCGAUAUAGAACCUUCUAGCCAAACCGAUGAACAUAAAGGCUUGUAUAGAAAAAGAGGUCCAAGGGGUAAAGGGUGUUUUCACAGGAGACUCAGCUGAGAAGACGAUGACGGCCUCUCUCCACUAACAUCACUAUAAAUAUUCUUCCAUUUCUUUGAUAAGUUUCAUGUGCACAAAACGUUCUGGAUUCUCUUUUCCAUUCAUUUCGGUGUGUUUGAGAAUUUCCACGUGUUCAUGACUUUUAAAAGGGAUUUUUCGAAGCCGUCUGGGCCUAUACUUAACAAGCAUCUCACUCAGAAUCCAGCUGGGAGUUGGGAGGAACACGAACUCAGACCUCCUGCGUCCGCUUUCAGCUUCUAGAGGUUCUGUUUUUAGAUCUGUGGAGCUAUGAAGUUUAAAUCUUUGUAGUCACAGUUGCAUCCUUUAGCGAAGCAGUUAAAUCAUAGUUUAAUUUAACGCUUAAAAAAAUCCCCCAACUUUGUAAUCACUUUAGUUCAAUUUAGGCGCUCCGCCACUGAGUCAGUUUUUCAGUGAUACAGUCAUUCCGACUAAAUAUGAAUGUGCCUUGGCUACAAUAGUGAUUUAAAUGAUCCUGAUCCCGUCGUUCACCACUUUCAGGAAACUCACUCUUGUUUCUACAGCUAAAAGCAGGACCAAAACAAAAACCUACACCUUCAUUUCAAAUGUUUUGAGUGGGGUAGGAAAAAUCUCCUCCCUUUGGAUGCUUGAUAAAUAUGGAUCCUGGUCAUUUCAUUUCAUUUUUUUAAUUUUUUUUUUUAUAAGCAAACCAUUAGCGCCCUGCCAAUGUGCAAUACUGACAUACAUUUACUCAGGCAUAAAAAAAAGAAAUCCAUAAAAAUCGUUGCGUAAUUUAGGGAGCAAAAUGUUGUCGGGCAAAAGGAAAAUAUCAGUUCAUCCACUUUAAGAUUAUACUCUACAGAAAAUUUAAGUACGUUUUCUGCUUUUUUAAAAUAAAUUCUGUUAGUGUUUUCUUCUUAAGCCUGUCCAUAAGACUCAUUUCACUCAUAUUAAAUGUUUCUGCAUUUGGUUUGUUUGUAAAAUAGUUUUGAAACCUGAUGUACUGGAAACGCUAAAGAUUGGACAUGUGCAUUUUUCAAGAAGAAAUACUAGGCAUACACUGGUAUCUAUCUGCACAGGGUACUUUAUACAUGCUGUACUGUGUUUAUAGUUUUCAAUAAAAGUUGUCACUGGA
Messenger RNA from Xiphophorus hellerii (green swordtail), 6268 nucleotides. It is a transcript of the gene atp2b1a, whose product is annotated as ATPase plasma membrane Ca2+ transporting 1a. Gene Ontology annotation, cellular component: plasma membrane; intracellular membrane-bounded organelle. The coding region runs from base 431 to 4255 and encodes 1274 amino acids. Gene Ontology annotation, molecular function: ATP hydrolysis activity; PDZ domain binding; ATP binding. The record is from RefSeq and is a predicted model, not a curated record. Lineage: Eukaryota; Metazoa; Chordata; Actinopteri; Cyprinodontiformes; Poeciliidae. Gene Ontology annotation, biological process: regulation of cytosolic calcium ion concentration; calcium ion transmembrane transport. The transcript has 22 exons.